CUUGUUCUGCUCAGGCUGUGUGUGAGAGAGAAGGACGGCAGGUCGAGCAGGGACGUUGCUGGAUUAGCCGCUGUCGCCAACGCAACAAGGAUGGCCGCCGCCGCGGGGUUCCGUGCCUCCUACCACCGUUUCUUAGACCGGAUCGAGCUCAUGUUGCCGGCCCGGCUGCGCCCUUUGUACAACCACGCGGCAGGUCCCAAGACAGUGUUUUUCUGGGCACCUGUUAUGAAAUGGGGUUUGGUAUGUGCUGGAAUGGCUGAUAUGACAAGGCCAGCAGAAAAACUCAGCACAUCUCAAUCUGCUGUGCUAACGGCUACAGGCCUUAUUUGGUCAAGAUAUUCUCUAGUUAUUAUUCCUAAAAACUGGGGCCUGUUCACUGUUAACUUCUUUGUUGGCUGUGCUGGUGGCUCUCAGCUGUACCGUAUAUGGAGGUAUAACCAACAGCUAAAAGCCGAAGAAUUGGAAAAGCAGCAGUAGAAAUUGGAACUCAACUCACAUCUCCGCUAUAAAAAACUUCCCAGGGGACCUAGUUUUAAUAUUGUUCAGUUGCCCAGUGUGCAUUUUUACUAAAACUGGUAACGCAUGUUUUUCUAUAGAUUUAGAAAGCAGUCUCUUUACAUUUAAAUAAAAUCUUCAAUUAAACAAGUACAA
This is a messenger RNA of Elgaria multicarinata webbii, 651 nucleotides long. RefSeq names its product mitochondrial pyruvate carrier 2 (gene MPC2). Gene Ontology annotation, cellular component: mitochondrial inner membrane. The transcript is spliced from 5 exons. Gene Ontology annotation, biological process: pyruvate import into mitochondria. Gene Ontology annotation, molecular function: pyruvate transmembrane transporter activity. Bases 91 to 477 code for a protein of 128 amino acids. NCBI's taxonomy places the organism in Eukaryota, Metazoa, Chordata, Lepidosauria, Squamata, Anguidae. The record is from RefSeq and is a predicted model, not a curated record.